Molecule: messenger RNA, 3312 nt
Organism: Lagenorhynchus albirostris (white-beaked dolphin)
Lineage: Eukaryota; Metazoa; Chordata; Mammalia; Artiodactyla; Delphinidae
Gene: TRAF7
Product: TNF receptor associated factor 7
Exons: 21
Coding region: 831-2951 (706 amino acids)
Biological process (GO): ribosomal large subunit assembly; Notch signaling pathway
Cellular component (GO): nucleolus
Molecular function (GO): zinc ion binding; protein binding
Source: RefSeq, a predicted model, not a curated record
GCCAGGCUCUGGGUUGGCUGAGGAUUCUUGCUCUAGUUGACAACUUCCUGCCUGCCUAAGAGCCUCAGGCUGACUGUGGGGUGGGGAAGAGGCCUCCUUCUCUGGGGGGCCAGGGCACACCCCCAGGACGGCUGGGCCCAGCCUCCCUGUAGCCCCAACCAGGGGAGUGCUGCGUGUGCUGUUGUGUUUCUGGGGUUUUGGCCUCCAGAGCCAAAGGAUACUGGGGAAGACUAUUAUUGCGAAAUGCAGCCCCCAGGGACCGGCCUGAGGGCAGGCUGAGGGCAUCUUGCUCAAUUCUGAGAUGCUCUGGAUGCAAUCUCUGGUUCUGGUUCCGGGUGGGCGGGGCGAGCAGGGUCUUCCCCCCACCCCCCUGUCCAGGGCUGGGGCUGCACACUGAACCCUGUGAACCGGGAAAUGGUUCCCUCCCUCCGUCCCUCACUCAGCUUGGUUCACUGGCCGGUCUUGUACAUCCCCUACCGGGCCUGACCGCUAUUGGCUGUCUGCGGACUUUCCGGCCUGAUUUGCAUGUUGCCCUGCGGGCCCUGCGUGCCUUUCUGUUUACUUCACUUCAGAGUGCAGGACAGCCAGACGCCAGCUCUCCCAGGCUGCAGCAACAGGCACUUGGGCACCCGGCACCGAAGGGGGCCAGGCAGCGGGCUGGCUGAGGUCCUGGGGGAGCGCCUGCUGUGGUCCUGGCCACCCGGACCGUGGGUGCCGCUUGCUGGAGCCAGCAGCUGGCUUCUUGGCCCUGGGAGCUUGCACUGGAAGGAGCAGAUGGAUUGUAAAAUCCAGGGGAUGCUGCCCGAGGACCUUAGAUGCCUCUCUAGAGCAUGAGCUCGGGCAAGAGCGCCCGCUACAACCGCUUCUCCGGGGGGCCUAGCAACCUUCCUACCCCAGACGCCACCACCGGGGUAAGGGGGACACCCUCGGGGAAUGGUCUGCCUCUGUGCACACCCCACAUACCCAGGGCCCCAGAAGAGCUACCAGAGCAGUCCUCUCCCUACCUGGAGGUCCCUCGGACCAGAAUGGAAACGACCUUUGGGCCCUCCUUUUCGGCUGUCACCACCAUCACAAAAGCUGAUGGGACCAGCACAUACAAACAGCACCGCAGGACGCCCUCUUCCUCCAGCUCCCUCGCCUACUCCCCACGGGACGAGGAGGACAGCAUGCCCCCCAUCAGCACCCCACGCCGCUCUGACUCGGCCAUCUCCGUCCGCUCCCUGCACUCGGAGUCCAGCAUGUCCCUGCGCUCCACAUUCUCGCUGCCCGAGGAGGAGGAGGAGCCGGAGCCGCUGGUGUUUGCCGAGCAGCCCUCGGUGAAGCUCUGCUGCCAGCUCUGCUGCAGUGUGUUCAAGGACCCUGUGAUCACCACGUGUGGGCACACCUUCUGUCGAAGAUGCGCCUUGAAGUCAGAGAAGUGUCCCGUGGACAAUGCCAAGCUGACGGUGGUGGUGAACAACAUCGCAGUGGCUGAGCAGAUUGGCGAGCUCUUCAUCCACUGCAGGCACGGUUGUCGGGCAGUGGGGGGCGGGAAGCCCACUGUCUUUGAGGUGGACCCCCGAGGGUGUCCCUUCACCAUCAAGCUCAGCGCCCGGAAGGACCACGAGGGCAGCUGUGACUACAGGCCUGUGCGGUGCCCCAACAACCCCAGCUGCCCGCCCCUUCUCAAGAUGAACUUGGAGGCACAUCUCAAGGAGUGCGAGCACAUCAAGUGUCCCCACUCCAAGUACGGGUGCACGUUCAUUGGAAACCAGGACACGUAUGAGACGCACUUGGAGACCUGCCGCUUCGAGGGCCUGAAGGAGUUCCUUCAGCAGACGGAUGACCGCUUCCACGAGAUGCACGUGGCACUGGCCCAGAAGGACCAGGAGAUCGCCUUCCUGCGCUCCAUGUUGGGCAAGCUCUCAGAGAAGAUCGACCAGCUGGAGAAGAGCCUGGAACUCAAGUUCGAUGUCCUGGAUGAAAACCAGAGCAAGCUCAGCGAGGACCUCAUGGAGUUCCGGAGGGACGCGUCCAUGUUGAAUGACGAGCUGUCCCACAUCAAUGCACGGCUGAACAUGGGCAUCCUAGGAUCCUACGACCCACAGCAGAUCUUCAAGUGCAAAGGAACUUUUGUGGGUCACCAGGGCCCUGUCUGGUGUCUCUGCGUCUACUCAAUGGGGGACCUGCUCUUCAGCGGCUCCUCUGACAAGACCAUCAAGGUGUGGGACACGUGUACCACCUACAAGUGCCAGAAGACGCUGGAGGGCCAUGAUGGCAUUGUGCUGGCCCUCUGCAUCCAGGGGUGCAAGCUCUACAGCGGCUCAGCCGACUGCACCAUCAUCGUUUGGGACAUCCAGAACCUGCAGAAGGUGAACACGAUCCGGGCCCACGACAACCCGGUGUGCACGCUGGUCUCCUCACACAACAUGCUCUUCAGCGGCUCCCUGAAGGCCAUCAAGGUGUGGGACAUUGUGGGCACCGAGCUGAAGCUGAAGAAGGAGCUCACCGGCCUCAACCACUGGGUGCGGGCCCUGGUGGCUGCCCAGAGCUACCUGUACAGCGGCUCCUACCAGACAAUCAAGAUCUGGGACAUCCGGACCCUCGACUGCAUCCACGUCCUGCAGACAUCUGGCGGCAGCGUCUACUCUAUUGCCGUGACGAAUCACCACAUUGUCUGUGGCACCUACGAGAACCUCAUCCAUGUGUGGGACAUUGAGUCUAAGGAGCAAGUGCGGACCCUGACAGGACACGUUGGCACUGUGUAUGCCCUGGCGGUCAUCUCGACGCCAGACCAGACCAAAGUCUUCAGCGCAUCCUACGACCGGUCUCUCAGGGUCUGGAGUAUGGACAACAUGAUCUGCACGCAGACUCUGCUGCGUCACCAGGGCAGUGUGACUGCGCUGGCAGUGUCCCGGGGCCGGCUCUUCUCGGGAGCCGUGGACAGCACCGUGAAGGUGUGGACUUGCUAACAGAAUCCAGGCCAGGUCUUGGCUUCCUCUGGGCCUGACCUAGGCCUGUCCAAGUCCGGCGAGCCACAUGACUGGUCUUGGGGUCUCUGCCUACCCCAUGGGAACAGGCAGGCAGACUCAGCCAGGCAGACAAUGCCCUCCCUGCCCUGCGCCCAGUGAGCCUCUCUCUGCUUGGCCUUGUCAUCGUCACUGCCAGGACAGUGCCCAGACCGUCUGGGUGCCAGGUACGACGCUCACCAGGCCCACCCUCCAUCCCCACUCCAGAUGGACUGUGGGCCUUUUUACUCACCUUUUCUACUGUUUUUAGACUGUGUAUAAAUUUGAUUACUUCCUGAUUGAAAUAAAAGCUGCACAGACUGUG